Messenger RNA from Scatophagus argus, 2074 nucleotides. RefSeq names its product ectonucleoside triphosphate diphosphohydrolase 1 (gene entpd1). Gene Ontology annotation, biological process: nucleoside diphosphate catabolic process. Gene Ontology annotation, molecular function: UDP phosphatase activity; GDP phosphatase activity. Bases 62 to 1699 code for a protein of 545 amino acids. Gene Ontology annotation, cellular component: plasma membrane. NCBI's taxonomy places the organism in Eukaryota, Metazoa, Chordata, Actinopteri, Scatophagidae. The record is from RefSeq and is a predicted model, not a curated record. The transcript has 10 exons.
CAACACACACACACACACACACACACACACACACGGCUCUCUUCUAAUCCUCCAUCCGGCUAUGACGGAAAAACCUCUUCUCAUCUUAUCACUCUCCUACCUUCCUCGGUCCAUUCUAUAUCCAUCCUCCCCAUAUUUCCCUCUCUCCCCUCCCUCCUCUCUCUCUCAGUCUCUCUCUCCCUCUCCUGUCUGUGGUAAGUUCAUUGAAGUAGACAACAGAGAGAUGAAAGAGAAGAACCCCUGGCACUCGCCUUUGACCAUCAUCAUCACUGUGAUUGGUGUCAUAGCAAUUGUUGCCUUGGUGACGGUAGCAGUUUUGCAGAACAUGCCCCUCCCCCAAAAGUACAAGUAUGGAAUUGUGCUGGAUGCUGGUUCCUCCCACACAUCCGUGUAUAUAUAUGAGUGGCCGGCAGAGAAAGAUAACAACACUGGAAGAGUUGAGCAGACGCAUGCCUGCCAAGUCAAAGGUCCAGGUAUCUCCAGCUAUGCAUCCACUCCCCAGGGGGCAGGGGAGUCUCUGAGAGAAUGCAUGCAGGAGGCCCAGCAGUGGAUCCCUGAGAAAAGACACCAUGAGACCCCACUUUAUCUCGGGGCUACUGCAGGAAUGAGACUGCUGAAUAUAGAGAACAGCUUGGCAUCAAAUGAGGUUUUGCAGGCUGUGGGGGCAGCUCUGCAAAAGACCCCCUUUUCCUUCCAGGGAGCGAGAAUACUCAGCGGCCAGGAGGAGGGAGCCUUCGGUUGGGUCACGGUCAACUACUUGGAUGACCGUCUCACACAGGGCUUGGAAACCACAGGUGCCCUUGAUCUUGGCGGGGCUUCCACUCAAAUUAGCUUUGUGUCUGAUAGUUUUGAUGGUUCGGAAUCACCAAGCAACUCCGUGAACUUCCGUCUCUACGGAAAUGAUUACAACCUGUACACUCACAGCUUCCUGUGUUACGGGAAAGACCAAGCGCUGCUAAUGGCACUGGCACACCAAACUCAGUCUGGUCCGGCAACAGUAGCAGAUCCUUGUUUCAACCCCGGCUACAAUGUGACAAAGAGCUACUCAGAGCUCUAUGAGAGCCCCUGUGUAUCAGGCAGGAACCCCCACAAAACUCUUCCAACCUUCAUUCACACAGGGACAGGAAACUUCCAACAAUGCCAGGAAGUCAUCAAAAAUCUGUUCAACUUUACUCACUGCCCAUACAGCCGUUGCUCUUUCAAUGGGAUCUACCAGCCACAUUUGCAGGGGCAAUUUGGGGCUUUCUCUGCUUACUUCUUUGUGAUGGACUUCCUCAAGCUGACUGACACGUCCAUACCUCUGGAAACCGUCAAGGAAAGAGUAACGCACUACUGUUCAAAACCUUGGCAACAGGUAGUGCAGGAGCAUCCGGAUGUUAAGCUGAAGUAUAUGGCCGGGUACUGUUUCUCUGGCGUGUACAUCCUCACCCUGCUGACAGAAGGAUACAACUUCACAGCAGAGACGUACUCUGACAUAAAAAUCAUCAAAAAGAUCAAAGGCAGUGAUGCAGGUUGGACGCUGGGCUACAUGUUGAAUCUGACCAACAUGAUUCCAGCUGAGGCUCCUGAUACUCCCCCUCUGCCCCACGCUGGCUACGUCUCCAUAGUCACAAUCAUAGCAAUACUGCUCUUCAUCCUCUUCAUCCUGAGUCUGAGGCCUCUCUGGCCCCGCUGCUCCAAACAGCCACAGAUUGUAUAAACUCAAAUGGAUGUAUGUUUAAGUGAGGGUGAGGGAUGAGCAUAUAUGUGAGGGAUUGUUUGUGUGUUGGUGUGGGCUAUUCUACCAAUAUGUGAAUUAGGUGUCAAACUUUAUCCUUUCUAGCCUUUGUGGUGAGAGCUCAAAGAUCAUCAUCUGCUGCACAUCAGCAGUCCUGCAGCUCAGGUGGAUUCAAGAUUCAAGACAUUUCAGAUGGACAAAUACUUUCUUCUGCUGUGAGUGAGUUCUGGUUGAAGGGACAGUUUCUGUGUGCAUGUGAAUUUGAAUGUGUGACUGAGUGUGUGCACCUGCAUUAGUCUGCAUGUUUGUGUCCUGAAUUAUGAUGUGAAUAUAAAUAAAACCCAAGUUUAUAUAAGA